AAAUACCUCACUCCCUUAAAUAUUUCAAUAUAUAAGGCUUUUCUAUGACUUUUUGACCUUUAAACUGAGAUCCUUCUGCCAAUAUAAGUUCUUUCGCAAAGUUUUUUACACGAAAUGUCAACCGUUAAUAUAGAAAAUUCUUUAUUAAUAACGGUAAAUAUUACAAUGUUUCUAUAUUAAUACAAUAUAUUGAUACUAAUAAUUUAUUUUUAGACUUAAUUAUUUCGUUCUCGUUUCUCUCUUGUCAACCUAUCAUUACGGGUUCGUGUUUGUACCCAUUUUAUUACGUGUUGUCUAUCCCACAUAUUUUCAGUUUGAUUAUUUGCUAUAUUCCAAUUAUUCAAUUGUUGAAUAGCAUUACUAAUAUUUUCUUCGCUUGUAUCAUUCACUAAUGGUUCUAAAAAUGAUAAUUCUUGCCCUAUAAAAAAUGUUUGUCCGAUAAAUAUUCGGAAUGGGGUCAAUUUUCCGUACACUCGCACGCUAUUAUACAAUAUUUGUUACAAUUUAAUACAAGAUGCGGAGAUUGAGAAUUUUAACCACAUAAAAAACGUACAAUAUCAUGAUGAAUGUCCAAUAAAUGUCAAGUAAAUGUUCGGAACGGGGUCGAUUUUCUGAACAAAAAACCGAACAGUGUUUGGACAAUAUUUUUAUAGGGUUGUGUAUGGGUGCUCCGGUGAAAUCCGUUCAAUCCGUCAUCCGAUCUGAUCAAAAAACGGAUCAUCCAGAUUAAGAAUGAACGGAUUGCGGAUAAUCCGGAUGGAUCCGUUGGAUAACAUCGGAUUGAUCGGAUGUUACACGGAUGACCGGAUUGACCGGAUUGAUCAGAUAAUCUGGUCAAAUUCAUAACUUUUUUUUUUUUUUUUUUU
Rhizophagus irregularis DAOM 181602=DAOM 197198 is the source of this 866-nucleotide messenger RNA. NCBI's taxonomy places the organism in Eukaryota, Fungi, Glomeromycota, Glomeromycetes, Glomerales, Glomeraceae. The record is from RefSeq and is a predicted model, not a curated record.